Molecule: messenger RNA, 4559 nt
Organism: Clupea harengus (Atlantic herring)
Lineage: Eukaryota; Metazoa; Chordata; Actinopteri; Clupeiformes; Clupeidae
Gene: adora2ab
Product: adenosine A2a receptor b
Biological process (GO): adenylate cyclase-activating G protein-coupled receptor signaling pathway; G protein-coupled adenosine receptor signaling pathway
Cellular component (GO): plasma membrane
Molecular function (GO): G protein-coupled adenosine receptor activity
Source: RefSeq, a predicted model, not a curated record
CCUGGACAGAGGUGGCUUGUUCCCGCUGUUUGGGGACAAUUUGCUUAAUCCCUGAAAUGGGAUACAAGGAAAAUGUGAGGCUCCGCAGUCUCUCAGGAACGGGGGGAAAGAUGGUGAAGUCUGGUUGACUUGAGCUUUCUUGGGUAAGCUUUCUCUGGAGAGUCUCUCUUGAAAUGACCCACACAGUGAAUAGCCAAACUCCUUUAAUUGAACCCUUUUCACUUCAGUUAAAGGAUGGGAGACAAUAUGGCCUUGGAUAUAUCUAGCAUAUAUCCAGUAUCAUUUCAACCUGUUAAAACUGGUGGCAGAUUUGAAUAUGAAACCACACCUAGCACUCAUUUGCUUUUCUCAAAUUCCUCUGGCCAGACUUCACUAUGUGAAAUAUAAGCCCCUAUUCAGAUGUCACAUCAGUUACUUUUCAGUUAGGGAAAUUCUGCUCUUUGAUCAUCGCUGCCAAUCUAUGUCAUAUUAGACAGCACUAGGCCUACGUACCAACUAUUGUCAGUGAUAAACAUGCUUUACUAUACCAUCAGGAUGUCAUAUGCUUUACAGCAUGGAUUGGUCAGGGUGUGAAAUAUACCUUUCAUCAUUGGGGAGGUGUAGCUGUGACGGCAUUUUGAGUUUCAACUUCACUGAGCAAAAUUAUGCCAUUAUUUUGUGUUGCAGUUGUAACCGUGUAAAAGGCAACAUAAUGACUCCAUUGCGUUUUUCAGAAGGUAGCCAGGUAACCUAACAAUACACUCUGUGACAAAACUGCCUGCAUCAACAGACUUCAUCAGAUGCAAAGCAUACCAGAUGAGUGUAAUUCACCUGAACGUAUCAUGGGGCCUGCGGUGAUGCUAUUGUACACAAUGGCAAAUCUUGUAAAUAUAUUGUUAUACAAACAUUUUAAUAUUGGUUGCUGCCCUUUCCAUAUCUCCAUAUUAAAGGGAUUGUAUGGCUCUGAUUAUAUUUCUGCUUGCCAUGGACGUGGGUUUUUUGUCAGUGGUAUUACACUGGCUCAGAAUACUGGUCUGGAGCGCUGGUGUCCUACAAACAGAAAUGCACAACAACAGUUUACUACACCAAAAGGUCUAAUGAGUAGAUACAGUCAACUUUAUGCAGAGUGCAGAUACAAAGCCAAUGACGUGUAGUUACAAUGGUGGUCUGCGCGCUGCUUUUUCAGCAAAUGACAUGACAACAUGUUGGGAAUUACCACGAAGCGUCAUCUACAUACGAAGACAGAAAAGUGUAAAAUUGCGUAAUAUGUCGAAUACCACGACAUUACAUAUAAAAUAUCAUAAAUGAAACCCCCAUACAUCGUUAGCCCAUAGAUGACCAGGCUACAUAACAGUCAAAGACUCGACUCGACAAAAUGUUAACAGGUGUUUCAUGGUAAUGCGUAGCCACAGUACGACCAGUUACUAUACAAUAUGAUUUGCUUUCAUGCAAAGUUGGUUACGUGAGGUAGGGGGUAUCCAGAGCUAUCACCUAGUCUGAACCACAUCGGCACGACUAGGGCCACAACUCGGAAAUUCCCAAUCUUUGAUAAGGCACUACAAGGCAGACGCCUCAUUUACCACAUGUGCGCACUGCUGUUACGCAUUCAGACACCCCAGUCCAGUCCACAGCUACCGCGCGCAGUGAAGACACAGAAAACGCGCCGACGCACAGCUUGAGCGUGGGGAACAGGGGGUGUUGUUUUCCUUCUGUAAUCAUAUAAAUCAUUCCUCAUACGUAGGGUCUUUUAGGGUGGGCUAAGUAAACUUGUUUCCAAUCUAACGUCACUCAUUAAAGGCUGCGCACAUUUCUUCGCUCGGUAUUCUUUUUCAUUGAUACGGUUUCGUUCUAGCUUACUUUGAGACAACCAAUGGGACAUCCACAAGUUUGCUUCAUCUCUGGUUUGUAAGUAGCGAGUGUCGUCUCGCCUCUAGCCUGCCUCUGGGGAAAUGCUCUUUGCUCCAAUGAGGUGAUCAGAACCAGGAGCAGAGGUCACACCAAGGCUUGAGAGUUUGGGAGGGGUGGAGAACAGAGUCCAGAGUGGAGUCCAGGUGCCUGCUUUCAGGCAGAAUCUAUCACUCACUUGCUGGCCCCGUGCAGCACCGUAGCAGCUUCCAGCACCCCAGCCUGGUGCUCAGCGUACUCCCUCCCUCCGGCCACACGUUAGAGCAACGAAGAACCAGAGCCAGUGGAAAAGCCUUAGGAGGAUGUGCGAUGGAUCCCAUGUAGACCCAGAUGCAUGGAGGAUCUGAUUUUUGAAAGGACAUCACACUGGCAUGGGACUCUCGCUCAUGUUUACGCUGGGCACGCGGGUUAGCGUCCUAAGGAGCAGCGAUGCCCGUGCCCACUGACGCGCCCCCUUCUUCCCUCCUGGCUCCUGGUCCUGGCUCCCCAGGACCCCCUGGUUCCCUCCAGCCAUGUCUCUGCCUGAGGAGAGCCAGCCACCUGGUGGCCCCGCCAUGCUGAACAAUGUCUACAUCUUCCUGGAUCUGCUCAUCGCCCUGCUGGCCGUGGCGGGCAACGUGCUGGUCUGUUGGGCCGUUUGCCUCAACAGCAACCUGCAGAGCAUCACCAACUACUUUGUGGUGUCGCUGGCCGUGGCCGACAUCGCCGUGGGGCUGCUGGCCAUUCCCUUCGCCGUGGCCAUCAGCACAGGCUUCUGCUCCCAAUUCCAUGGCUGCCUGUUCAUCGCCUGCUUCGUGCUGGUCCUCACGCAGGGCUCGAUCUUCAGCCUGCUGGCUAUCGCCGUCGACCGCUACAUCGCCAUCAAGAUCUCCCUUAGGUACAACAGUCUGGUGACUGGUAGGAGAGCCAAGGGCAUUAUCGCCAUUUGCUGGAUACUUUCCGCUGUCAUAGGCCUGACGCCAAUGCUGGGGUGGCACAAGCACCAAAACGUUACCACCAACGCCUCCCUGCCCGCCUGCCCGGCGGGCACGACCAGGUGUCUGUUUGAGGACGUGGUCAGCAUGGAGUACAUGGUCUACUUCAACUUCUUUGGCUGCGUCCUGGCGCCUCUCCUGGCCAUGCUAGCCAUCUACGCGCGCAUCUUCAUGGCUGCUCGACGGCAGCUGCGGCUCAUGGAUCUGAAGCUGGCGCACAUGCCCCGGCACAUCCACCAGAUGGACGGCCCUUCGUCGUCAUCAUCCUCCUCUUCCUCACGCUCCACGCUGCAGAAGGAGGUCCAUGCGGCCAAGUGCCUGGCCAUCAUCGUGGGCCUGUUCGCCCUGUGCUGGCUGCCUGUGCACAUCCUCAACUGCUUCACCCUCUUCUACUCGAGUGGGCGCCCCGACUGGGUCAUGUACAUAGCCAUCAUCCUCUCCCACGGCAACUCGGUGGUCAACCCGUUCAUCUACGCGUAUCGCAUCCGUGAGUUCCGUCACACCUUCCGGCGGAUCAUCCGGCAGAACCUUCUGGGCCAGGGGCGCCGCCUGAGCAGGCUGGAAGGGGGGACGAUCAGCCGGAUCGGCAUCAACACGUCCCCUGCUGUCAGCAUGGGGGACUCCACCUGCACCGUGGUGAAUGGCUACGCUCUGGAGCCCAGUCCCAAGCUGGGCUCGGUCCCUCAAGACGGCCGCCGGAGCUUUCUGGAGGAGGGGUCCGCUGGGCUUCCUCAGUGGGACGGCGGCUUGGGCGUGGCACACGGGGGGUACGUGAACAAUGGCCGUGGCACCGCCGACGGCAGCAGCUGCUUCCUGUCCACGCCUCAGCUGACCCCGCAGACCACCCACACCAGGAACUGCCCCCGGCAACGUGAACAUGAAGGCAGCUUACCGCUAAGGGCGACCGAGGUUGUGGAAGUGAAGGACUGUGCGAUGAUUUCACCCGUAGACGCCAUAUCACUGUUCUCCGUAAGGACUAACCUGCCCACUGAGCUCACGCGGGUCUCGUGAUGUCACAGUGGUGCUGAUGACGAGAUGAACCACUGGAAUCCACACAACACAGGUGUGGUAGACUACAUGAGACAUCCAGGUCCAGGUGUGAUGGACAUUUUGAGACAUUCAGUCAAGUCUUUUUUCACACCACAUUCCACAUGAACUUGGGCCGGACCAUUGACAGCACACAGAACUCUGCUCCCUAAAGACUCAUUGGAGUUACUAUGAUGUAUUUUAAUUUCUUUGCAACAACUGGCUUCACACAGACCAGGUGAUAGCAAGUUACCCUCCAGAUUACUGAUCGACUAUGGAUUGUCGAUGUCGAUGUGUCUUUGCACUGGUCAUUGAUCAUUUUGACUGACUAUUCUAUAUGUAAGCAUGGUUAUUGUAUAGCACAGUCCCUGACGACAUCUUGUGUUGACUAUAAGUGACCAAAUAUACCAUUUCAACCAUGAUGGUUGCUCAGUCUCUGAAUCAUUUUGGUAUCAUGCAUUAGUAGGCAUUAACAUGAAAACAAAAGCUAAGCCAUCCUCUGAGUAUUACACUUCCUGAAAUCUUGCUGCUUACACUAGUGGAUGAAAUUGAUUGGAUGAUGUUUGUGUUUUUUACAGUAGUUAACUGAAGCUAGAUCUCUGUAAGGCCCUCAGACCCCAAAAAGCUUGUUGUGACAUUUCUGCCAAAGCCUUGAAUAAAUGACAUCAAAGAUCA